Messenger RNA from Osmerus eperlanus (European smelt), 473 nucleotides. RefSeq names its product histone H4. NCBI's taxonomy places the organism in Eukaryota, Metazoa, Chordata, Actinopteri, Osmeriformes, Osmeridae. Gene Ontology annotation, cellular component: nucleosome. Bases 19 to 330 code for a protein of 103 amino acids. The record is from RefSeq and is a predicted model, not a curated record. Gene Ontology annotation, molecular function: DNA binding; protein heterodimerization activity; structural constituent of chromatin. Gene Ontology annotation, biological process: nucleosome assembly. The transcript has a single exon.
CAUCAGAGUACUAUCACAAUGUCAGGAAGAGGCAAAGGAGGCAAGGGACUCGGAAAAGGAGGCGCCAAGCGUCAUCGCAAGGUCCUCCGUGACAACAUCCAGGGCAUCACCAAGCCCGCUAUUCGCCGCCUUGCUCGCCGCGGUGGCGUGAAGCGUAUCUCAGGCUUAAUAUACGAAGAGACGCGUGGUGUGCUGAAGGUGUUCCUGGAGAACGUCAUCCGUGAUGCCGUGACCUACACCGAGCACGCGAAAAGGAAGACCGUGACCGCCAUGGACGUGGUCUACGCGCUGAAGCGCCAGGGACGUACUCUGUACGGCUUCGGCGGUUAAAACAUCCUCAAGAAUAUCAACUGAGGUUCAACAAAAAGGCUCUUUUAAGAGCCACCCACAUGUUACAGAGUAGAGACUUUGUUUCCAUAUUGUGGUGUUCGGUGUCUUAAUUUAGUGGAGCCUUGUGAAAUGAUUUGUAUAUC